Drosophila mojavensis is the source of this 1564-nucleotide messenger RNA. It is a transcript of the gene Ubc4, whose product is annotated as ubiquitin-conjugating enzyme E2-22 kDa. Lineage: Eukaryota; Metazoa; Arthropoda; Insecta; Diptera; Drosophilidae. The record is from RefSeq and is a predicted model, not a curated record. Gene Ontology annotation, biological process: proteasome-mediated ubiquitin-dependent protein catabolic process; protein polyubiquitination. Bases 352 to 951 code for a protein of 199 amino acids. The transcript has 3 exons. Gene Ontology annotation, cellular component: nucleus. Gene Ontology annotation, molecular function: protein binding; ubiquitin conjugating enzyme activity.
CAAUGCUUAUCGAUAGUCUAGCAGCCCUGGCUUACGUGCACAGUUUGUUGAAAAAAGUGUCAGUUUAAUAUAAUUGAAAUAUUGAAGCGUUUCAUAUUGUUUUUGUAUGCUGCCGCCACUUAGCUGCAACAUAUAUGUCUAUAUAUAUAUCAUAGAUUUUUACCCAGCGUCAGCGAACUGCGUGUUAUUUACGCAACAACAACGACAACAACAGCAAUAACAGCACAAACUAAACAACAAUCAACAAUCCAACAACAGUCGAGAACUCUGCUGUAAUCGGCAGUAAAAUCUACCAACAGCUAAAUAACACCAGAAACAACAACAAAAACUCCCAACAACAAAUUAACAAUCAUGGCGAACAUGGCCGUAUCACGUAUCAAGCGCGAAUUUAAAGAAGUUAUGCGCAGCGAAGAGAUCGUACAGUGCUCAAUCAAAAUAGAGCUAGUCAAUGAUAGCUGGACAGAGCUGCGCGGCGAGAUCGCCGGCCCGCCAGACACGCCCUACGAGGGCGGCAAGUUCGUGCUGGAAAUCAAAGUACCAGAAACAUACCCAUUCAAUCCACCAAAGGUUCGAUUUAUAACACGCAUUUGGCAUCCGAACAUUUCGUCAGUCACUGGCGCCAUUUGCCUAGACAUAUUGAAGGACAAUUGGGCCGCUGCGAUGACAUUGCGUACGGUAUUAUUGUCGCUGCAGGCGUUGCUGGCCGCCGCCGAGCCCGAUGAUCCCCAGGAUGCCGUUGUCGCAUAUCAGUUCAAGGAUAAGCACGAUCUAUUCGUAUUAACUGCCCGACACUGGACCAAUGCGUAUGCCGGUGGCCCGACUACGUUUCCCGAUUGUGAUUCAAAGAUACAGCGCCUCAAGGACAUGGGCAUUGAUGAGCACGAUGCGCGCGCUGUAUUAUCCAAAGAGAAUUGGAAUUUGGAGAAGGCGACCGAGUGUCUAUUCAGUUAGCUUUGCGGCGAAACGAACAACCACAGCAACAGCAACAGCAACAACAACAACGACAACAACACCAUCAUCAACAGCAACAGCAACAGCAACAACAAUAAAAUUAACAGCAGCAGCAAAACACCAACAGCAACAAGUUAAACGAAAACGAAGCAGGCAGGAACAGCAACAGCAGUAGCAAAUUCAAUUUCAGUCAAUCUUGUUUAUGAAUCAGUUGGACAGCAAACAAUUACUAUGCAAAAUUUUAAGUACUCUGUUAAAACACCAAAUAGCCGAUCAACUUUAUUUAAUUGGCAUACAUAAUUCGAGCACACAAACACAUAGAUACUCUAAUACCCACAAGUAGACACAACAACACUACAAAUACACACACACACACACACACAAUCUAUUUAUUGAAAAUUUUAAAUAUUUGUUUUGUUAAUUUCCAAAUUUAUUUACUGUGUAAUUGUAAAAAGCAAAAAAGCAAAAGCUGGCGGUCCAUUCCGGUUCUCACUUGCCCAAAUCGCACUUUCCGUGCGAGUUUUUCAUCUCAAAACAACAAAUUAAAGUGUAAUAAAAGUGAGUUCCGGCUGUGGCCCAAUAGUUUUUCUUUUUCAUAGUGUGGAAUUCAUUA